GAAGAAUUCAUUUCAUCAUCAACAGUGAGAGAAGUAAAGGUCACCCACAGAUAUGAUGUGAAAUCUUUCUUUUUAUUGUGAAACGGCUAUUCCAUUCAUUUAAAUGGUUUUAGUCAGUUCCUAGCUAGAGGGAUGGAAUGCAUGUGUGACAUCCACUAAAUUCCUGCUCUUUCGAGAAGUCCAAUGCAAGGGACUUACAUUUACACCUUUUUAGGGACCAAGUUCGUUGUAAAAUAACUACACGACUCGACAGUUGAGUUUACCGAACGAACGACUGAAGACACUACCCGGCCACCAUGGAGCAGUUAUUGUUUGUCAUACUCGGGCUGUUUUUGACACCAUUCUCGUGUCUAGUUAUGUUGAUUGUUCUACCAGGAUGUUUCGGCAUUUCUCUGGGAAUCCGUCAUUUCUACAUCAACUUUCUUCUGCGAAUGUUUGAGCUUGGCUAUCAAAUUGGACAAAAGCCCGAGUCAGAUUCAGAAUUGAUUGAUCAACAAGGUGUUGGACAUGAGGAUGAUGAUGAAGAAGAAAAACGAGAUGAUGAGAAAAUCUUUGUUCCAAAUGCGUCCUCAGCAAACGUUCUUAUUGAAAAAGACUCAACCAAACAUCUAGCGGAUGGUGUUAAAUCAGUUGUCAACCAAACUGUGGAACGUAUCGGCAAAGAAAACUUCCAGUUUUCUGAUGUAUUCUACUUCUGCAAAAAGGGAGUUGAGGCCAUUAUUGAAGAUGAAGUUACAAAGCGGUUCACUGCUGAAGAACUUCCCUCAUGGAAUUUACUGACAAGAACAAGUAUGCAGUACCAGUACCUCAAUAUUCGCCUGACCAUGCUGUGGAUGGCUGCUUUCUUUUUCCGAUAUAUGGUUCUUUUGCCAGUAAGACUUGCUGUGACUAGUAUCUGUAUGGUUUAUCUACUAGUGUCGUCUGCUUUCAUUGGUUACCUACCAGAUUCCAGAUUUAAACAGAUUUUGAAUAAAUACAGUUCCCUGACACUUCAUCGGAUGUUUUGCCGAUGUUUCUCUGCAAUCAUUACAUUCCAUAAUAGGGAGAAUCGAGCUGAGGGAGGAAUAUGUGUAGCAAACCACACCUCUCCAAUUGAUAUAGCCAUUCUUUCAAGUGACAACGUCUAUGCUUUUAUUGGACAGCUACACACAGCUUUCAUGGGUAUGCUUCAACGAGCAAUGAGUCGUACUGGAACUGAUCAUAUCUGGUUUGAACGCUCAGAGAUGAGGGAUAGGAUGAAGGUCACACAAAGAUUGAAAGAGCAUGUUGAUGAUCCUCACAAGUUACCCAUAUUGAUAUUUCCAGAAGGAACCUGCAUAAACAACACAUCUGUCAUGCAAUUUAAAAAAGGAAGUUUUGAGAUAGGAGGUACCAUCUAUCCAGUAGCCAUCAAGUACAACUCCAGUUUUGGUGAUCCGUUCUGGAACAGUAGCAAAUACUCAAUGGUCCGGUACCUACUGAUGAUGAUGACCAGCUGGGCUAUUGUGUGUGAUGUCUGGUAUUUGCCUCCCAUGGUUAAAGGGGAGGAUGAAGAGGCUAUUGAGUUUGCUAACCGGGUCAAAGCAGCCAUUGCUAAGCAGGGUGGCUUACUGGAUCUAACAUGGGAUGGCCAGUUAAAGAGAACGCGAGUUAAAAGCAUAUUCAAAGCCAAGGAACAAGAAGAAUAUAGCAAGAUUAUAAAAACUGACUGAGAAAAUUGCCAGCAAGUAGAGAAAAUUGCCUUAAAUAUAAACUCAUUUGUCUGGAUUUAUUCAACUGACUUUUUGAUAUCGUUUUGUUAUUUUUGCAACAAAAAUGGACUUUUUUGAUACUGUAAAACAAUGCAAAGUAAUGUGUUUUACAGCUUUGGCCACUCUUGUGAGCUGUUGAGUUAAUUAAUUGUAAUGUUUAAACUCUGUAGUUAUACAAGAGAUUUUAAGGACCGUUCAAUGUUUGUAUGAUUACAAGGUGUUUUUGGUGCAUUAACUAUAGACGAAAGCACUCAAUUCAUGGAUGACAUGGAUGGAGGCAUAUAUAGUUGCUUACAUAUCACUUAAAGACACUGGACACUAUUGGUAACAGUCUUCUCACUUGCUGUAUCUCAACAUAUGCACAACAUAACAAA
Asterias rubens (European starfish) is the source of this 2104-nucleotide messenger RNA. RefSeq names its product glycerol-3-phosphate acyltransferase 3-like. Gene Ontology annotation, molecular function: glycerol-3-phosphate O-acyltransferase activity. The transcript has 15 exons. The record is from RefSeq and is a predicted model, not a curated record. Lineage: Eukaryota; Metazoa; Echinodermata; Asteroidea; Forcipulatida; Asteriidae. Gene Ontology annotation, biological process: triglyceride biosynthetic process. Gene Ontology annotation, cellular component: endoplasmic reticulum. Bases 297 to 1691 code for a protein of 464 amino acids.